GGGCGAUAACACGCUGGGGCAGUUGAACUCGGAAGCGAAAGAUCUCAAAGCGCGACGUGGUGGCGAAGAUGGGUAUGGUUUUGUGUAUCCGAAGGUCACAGCGCCGAUGUCAAAACCUAUCGACAUGAACAGCGAAGAGCGGGCUACACGAUCGCGAUCACGUGGGAGGUAUGCUAAUCGGUUUGCGCCUCUCAGCUUCAGCGAUGACGAGGAGGAG
Amoebophrya sp. A25 is the source of this 217-nucleotide messenger RNA. Lineage: Eukaryota; Dinophyceae; Syndiniales; Amoebophryaceae. The record is from the annotation of a GenBank genome assembly.